GCUACCUUCACAGGCUCCUCUUUCGUUGAACUCAAGUGUAAAACCGAUUUCAAGCUACUUAAGCCUGUUAAUUUAUAUUUGCGUCUUGUCAUGUUACCAAAACCACAAAGCCCUCUUUCCUGAAGACUCCCCUGUGGUGGAAAACCUACCAAUCAUUAUGAAGCAUUGACACCCAAGCCUCCAGAGAUGUUAUAACCACUAUAAGCGUUCCAUGACGUUGAAGGUACUCUAGAGCUAUGCUCUGUUGCUAGGCAACAGCUGGAGACGAGAGACGCGAGUUUCUAUGUAAAUAGAAACCUAAUCGCACCGUCAAAAUGAGCGAACUAUAUGAUGUAAAGGAAGCCAGUGUGAUUGAUGAGGAAAUGCUGCAAAAGGCAAUUGCAGAGCAGAGACCUCGAGGGCAGUCUGGACUUGUAGACAAAGAAGAGGGCUUAAGGUACGACAAAGUGACUGAACUGCGCCUGGACUACAGAUACAUCUUAAAGAUAGAACAUUUAUGGCAGUUCACAUCUCUAACCAAGCUUCAACUCGACAAUAAUAUCAUCGAGAAGAUCCAGGGAUUAGAAAAGCUCACUAACCUGGUAUGGCUUGACUUGUCCUUCAAUAAUAUAGAAGUGAUUGAAGGGUUGGAUACGCUCGUGAAACUUCAGGACCUGAGUUUGUUCAACAAUCGCAUUUCUGUAAUAGAGAACAUGGAUGCACUGCAAAACCUGCAUAUCCUCUCACUUGGUAACAAUUUGAUCUCGCAGCUUGACAAUAUAAUAUACCUAAGAAAAUUUAAGAACCUGCGCACACUUGACCUUGCUGGAAAUCCAGUCUGCGAAGAUGAAAACUGCAAAGUCUUUGUGGCUGCGUACCUGUCAGACCUGGUUUACCUCGACUACAGGCUACUAGAUCACCAAACUCGAGAAAAGGCACAGCACGAGUAUAACAAUGCAGUUAAGAAUAUAAUAGACAAAGAACUUCAGGAGCAGAGAGCAAUAGAGGCUCAGAAAAAGAUGGAACAAGAUCUUCAGCUGCAUAAGGAUGCUUUUGUGGAACAUUUGGAUGGGUCUCAUCUAUUUGACAGCAUGUUUGCGGAUGAUGUUGAGGCAUCUAAGUUGGCACACCUUCCUGGAGUUGAUAAACUACUGGAAUCAUAUCAGACACAGUUUGAUGCAUUAUGCCUUCAGAUUUUUGAAGCGGGAUUGACACAGCAAACUCAAAGGCAGAAUGAGGUGGACUGCUUCUUCACCUGUUUGCAAAAGGCCAUGGCUGACAAUCAGCAGAGAGGAGCUCAAAUAAUAGCUGACUUUGAGAGGUCCAGGAGACAGGUGAUGGCUGAGAUGCAGCAGGAAGCAGAUCACAGUUUGUUGAAGGUCAGAGUCAGGAAUGAGAUCACGCAGAUGCGGGAAACUCUCCUGACUCUGGAGGUGCAACUAGUGGCUCAGUUAGAGGACAUCAUUAAAGACAUUGAGAGAAACAUCACAGACCUGGUUGGAGGCUUUAUUGAAUUUGUGCAAGGCAUAUUUGCCCAGUGUCGAGAUCUGGAGAACUACCAUCAUGAGAAAGUGCUCAAUAUUGCUGUGGCAACACUGGAGAAAGUGGUUAAGAAUGAGCUGAAGGAGGAUUUGCCUGAUGAUGUACUCUUGCUCUUCGUGGACAAAGACACGGUGAUCAACGCAGUCAGCGUGUCACAUGACACACACCUGCUGAAGAUUGACAACAGAGAGGAUGAGCUCUUGACACGGAUCAACGGCUGGAAGAAUGAACUAAUGAAGUCGAUACAUGAUGAUGAGGUUCAAAGGAAUCGCAAACGUGUCUCAGAAAUGCAGAAAUAUGUUGAUUAUGCUUGUGACCAGCUGGAGGAGACACUGUUGCCUGAUUACCAGUAGCAGGAGCAGAGCUGGACUGGGACAAAAAUCUGGAGUCUCACACCCACCCAGGCCAAUGCUUUAUGAGACCACUGACCACCUACUGUAAUGUUCACUCACUAACCAGUUUCUUAGGAACCUCUGUACAUCUACUCAUUCAUGCAAAUAUCUAAUCAGCCAAUCUUAAGAUUAAACACCAUUUUAAGUUCCCUUAAAAAUGUCUGUUAUUUUACUACAUUUCGCAGCAUCCUCUUUACGGAGGACUUUAUUUUUUCGUGUUUUUUUCCUCUCUGCUCCAACAAAAGCAGUCCAAAGACUGCUUUGUCCAGUCUUCAGUAUGUGAACAUUGCUUUCUGUUUCACAUUGCUUUUAUUUACAUAAGCUGAAUAGAUGAUAUUAUGGGUAUAAGCCUAAGUGGUGGAUGAAAUGGG
Messenger RNA from Ictalurus punctatus (channel catfish), 2284 nucleotides. It is a transcript of the gene drc3, whose product is annotated as dynein regulatory complex subunit 3. NCBI's taxonomy places the organism in Eukaryota, Metazoa, Chordata, Actinopteri, Siluriformes, Ictaluridae. Gene Ontology annotation, molecular function: protein binding. The transcript is spliced from 15 exons. The record is from RefSeq and is a predicted model, not a curated record. The coding region runs from base 315 to 1874 and encodes 519 amino acids.